AUGGUGGCAACGUUCAAGAUCGCCGUGCUGGGAGCCCAGGGCGUGGGCAAGAGUGCCAUAGUCCGGCAGUUCCUCUACAACGAGUUCAGCGAGGUCUGCGUGCCCACCACGGCCCGCCGUGUCUACCUGCCCGCCGUCGUCAUGAACGGCCACGUCCACGACCUGCAGAUCAUGGACUUCCCCCCCAUCACUGCCUUCCCCGUCAACACCCUGCAGGAGUGGGCGGACGUGUGUUGCAGGGGGCUCCGGAGCGUCCAUGCCUACAUCCUGGUCUAUGACAUCUGUUGCUUUGACAGCUUCGAGUACAUCAAAACCAUCCGCCAGCAGAUCCUGGAAACGAGGGUCAUCGGCACUUCGGAGACGCCCAUCAUCAUCGUGGGCAACAAGCGGGACCUGCAGCGGGGCCGGGUGAUCCCGCGCUGGAACGUCUCCAACCUGGUGAAGAAGACGUGGAAGUGCGGCUACAUCGAGUGCUCGGCCAAGUACAACUGGCACAUCCUGCUGCUCUUCAGCGAGCUCCUGAAGAGCGUGGGCUGCGCCCGCUGCAAGCACGUCCACACCACCAUCCGAUUCCAGGGCGCCCUGCGCAGGAAC
Aptenodytes forsteri (emperor penguin) is the source of this 594-nucleotide messenger RNA. RefSeq names its product RAS like family 10 member B (gene RASL10B). Gene Ontology annotation, molecular function: GTP binding; GTPase activity. The transcript is spliced from 3 exons. The record is from RefSeq and is a predicted model, not a curated record. Lineage: Eukaryota; Metazoa; Chordata; Aves; Sphenisciformes; Spheniscidae. The annotation marks the transcript as partial.